AUGAGGCUAUUCUCAACGACAGAGACUGCCCUACUAGCCUCGCUCCUAUUCGCGAGGUCCAAUGCUUCCCCAUGGAUUGGAACAAGAUACGUUGAGAUCGUCGAGAACACCGUCAUCGACGGGUUUACCGCUUCAUAUCUCACAGAGAAACCCGUCGUCGAGACCUCCGUCAUCGCCGUCAACCCAACAGUCACCAACCCCUCGGUAAUCAGCACCUUCACAACAAUCGAGGACUUGAGUUCCGAUGUGACAGCCAUCAACCUCGUCGUCGCGCCGACGGCCGGUGUCGCAAUCACCAGCAACACCUUUUACGAAUACUACGUCAAUGUUGUCUAUACAGCGCCGGCAUCAUGCUCAUACACAACGAGCGCAACGCUCACGACAGCUAUCCCGAUUUUCAUGCCUUACUACGCGGAACAAUUGAUUCAACCUACUGCUAUUGUCACCAGCACGGAGACAUAUGAGUACAUCACCAAUCAGAUCACCUGGACGCAGGCAAUGCUCAAUCCUAGCGACAUCCCGAGCAGCGUCCUCGCUUCCGCUAGUUCAGAGUACAAGCCGUCGCGGUUCACAUCUUGCGUGCACAACUACAACAGCGGCAGUUCUUCCGGCAGUGGCUCUUCCAGCGGUAGCAGCGGCAGUAGUGGCAGUAGCGGGAAUUAUGCUGGCUGCGACGAAUUCACCUGGUACAUCGGUGGUUCAGCCUUCUCAGGUGGCUAUUGCUGCUCCGACGGCUGCUUUUAUACCUGGGGUAUCUCGCCCGCCGGACUAGCCCUCGCCAUAUUCUUCUCUUGGUUCGGCUUCUUCCUCAUCCUGGGCCUAGUCGAAAGUUGGUUUAUGUUCCGACGGGCGAUGCUCGGCCAGAAAGUUCGACGCGGAAUGCCGCGCGCCUUCGCGUUCCUGUGCCCAAUCUUGUCUUGCUUCCUCCUUCUCACGGUGAAGCGGUACGACGCCAAGACGCCGGAUCAGCAAGCUUGGCUUGCGGGACGAUGGAAGUCUAUGUCUGGAGGUGCAAAGGUGGGCCUGUGGUUGAAGAAAUUCUUCAGUCGUCGCGAUCCUGCUGCCGAGGCCUUGGGCUUCACGGGGCCAGUGCCUCCUCCCCAGCCUCAGUAUCCCCAGGGUCCGUAUUAUCCUCCUACGGGCUCUCCUCCUCCAGGUGGCCCCGGUAUGCCGCCCAUGGCUGCCUAUCCUCCACCUGAGCAGGGUUACCCGCCUCGUCAAGAAUAUUCUCCUCCACCAGUGCCUGUCGUACCUCAAACAGAUCGGGCGACGGAGCUUAGUGCCGAGUCUCAUCCUAAGACGGUUUCUGUCAAUGAGGUCGAGAGAAGUCAUGAAUUGCAAUGA
Molecule: messenger RNA, 1344 nt
Organism: Penicillium daleae
Lineage: Eukaryota; Fungi; Ascomycota; Eurotiomycetes; Eurotiales; Aspergillaceae
Exons: 1
Coding region: 1-1344 (447 amino acids)
Source: RefSeq, a predicted model, not a curated record